Molecule: messenger RNA, 2196 nt
Organism: Bradysia coprophila
Lineage: Eukaryota; Metazoa; Arthropoda; Insecta; Diptera; Sciaridae
Product: beta-galactosidase-1-like protein 2
Biological process (GO): carbohydrate metabolic process
Molecular function (GO): beta-galactosidase activity
Source: RefSeq, a predicted model, not a curated record
AUAAUGAUUCAGUCCACCACUAGCAUUAGAAGUACGAUAAUGUAUUCAAUAGCAUCUUUAAGCAAAUGGAUCUUUUUGAUUUCACUGUUCCUAUGCGUCUCAUCGCAAGAAAAAACGGUCUACGAGUAUUUCGCCGAUACAUCUGUACCGACCGGAUUGGUUGCGGAAAAUAAACAAUUCACCCUCAAUGGCAAAUACAUUCGAAUCGUAAGUGGUGCGAUCCAUUACUUCCGAGUUCAUCCCGAACAAUGGAGGGAUCGACUUAGAAAGUUACGAGCCAUGGGUGCAAAUACUGUGGAAACCUAUGUUUCGUGGAAUCUGCACGAACCCCGAAUGGGAGAGUUUGAUUUUGGACAGGGAGGAAAUGACUUUUCGGAUUUUAUGAAUAUACGAAGAUUUGUUCAAAUUGCCAAAGAAGAAGAUCUGUUGGUAAUUCUACGACCGGGACCAUACAUUUGUGCCGAAUGGGAGUAUGGCGGUUUGCCGAGCUGGCUUUUGAGAGAUCCGGACAUGAGAGUUCGUACCAACUACGAACCAUUCCUGCAACGGGUAAAGUUGUACAUCGAUGGACUUCUCAGUCAACUCGUUGAUCUGCAAUUCACACGAGGAGGUUCAAUCAUAGCUGCUCAAAUUGAAAACGAGUACAACUCAUUUUACCCGAAAAGUUCAGCGUAUUUGGAGUUUAUUCGCCAAGCCUUUAUCGACAAUGGCCUUGACUGUUUGUAUUUUACAUCGGACAAUUAUUUUUCGCCUAGCGAGGGUUCUUUGCCAGGGUUAUUGCAAACAGCAAAUUUCAAAGAAAAUCCGGAUUCAAUUUUAGCUGAUUUGGUGAAGGUACAGCCAGACAAACCUGUCAUGGCAAUGGAGUACUGGACUGGGUGGUUCACUCUUUGGUUGCAAGAGGAGCAAGGGACUAAUCCUUCUAAGCAAUUUCACGACAACUUGGAGAUUCUCUUCGACAAAUACAAUGGCUCUGUGAACUUUUACGUUUUUCAUGGUGGUACUAACUUUGGCUUUACAGCUGGCGGAAGCAGUGAUUGGAGUGGUGAAUUUCCUGUAGCAAACGCUGAUAUUACGAGCUACGAUUACGAUGCACCUCUCAGUGAGGCUGGUGAUUAUACAAAGAAGUAUGACCUAGCGGCAGCAUUAAUAGAAAAAUAUGAAAACCCAAAGCUUCGUCGACCAAACCGACCUUCCGAGAGCACAAAAACUGCAUAUUCCACUCUGACUCCACAGAGGUAUUUGACCUACAGUGACAUCGUUGAAAGGGUACCACCUAACAGUAGGAUCCAACUUACGAAUGCGGUAUCAAUGGAACAGUUGCCCAUCAACAACAAUAGCGGUCAGAGCUUUGGAUAUAUAAUUUACAGGAAGGUGGUCAAUGUCAGCAACGGUGACAUUUACAAAGCUUCAAAACCACAAGAUGUCGCCCAACUGCUAAUUGACGACAAUCUUGUUGACACUGGCUUUACAAGCGCUAAGCCUGCUUACUGGAGGAACAAUGACCGAGAGAUUGCUUUGGACGUUAGUGCGAAUGGCGAGCAUACACUUGACCUUAUGAUCGAAAUAAUAGCUCGAUCUAAUUGGUUCCAAGGAGAUGACAUCUAUCACCAGAAAGGGCUAUCAGCAGUGAAAGGCUCUAAGAUCGAACUUAAUGGAGAGCAGGUAACAGACAUUGAACACAUUGCUUUAGAAUUCACUGGGGAUUGGGUACGAGGACUACAAGGUUGGAGAAAUGUGGUUAGCAUGGACAGCUUGAAAGCACCGUGCUUGGUUCAAUCCACUCUAACUAUAACUGGUAGCCCUGCCGAUACAUUCAUCGACAUGAGAGAUUGGCAUAAGGGAGUAGUAUUCGUGAAUGGCUUCAACAUUGGGCGAUACUGGAAAGUUGGUCCACAACAGACACUUUACAUUCCAGCACCGCUACUGCGUACCGGGGAAAAUCAGAUAACGAUUUUCGAGCAAUACGAAGUUGGAACGCAAAUUGUAUUCUCUGAUGCUCCAGACUUGGGUCCAAUAGCUAAAGAUGAUGAUGACGACGAGCCCAAUUCUAGUCCAUCUUUGGUCUCAUUUGGUUCGUUUACGAUGAAGUUGUGUACCGUUGCUUUCAUUUGGUUUACUUGUUUUGUCAACAGUCAUUGACCCAUUGACCGUAUUGUGUAAUUGCAUGAUAAUAAAAGCACUUAGUUCGUUGAA